AUGUCGGGCUCAGGAGAGAAUUCCUCUCACCCACAGGAGCGCAACUCCGAGGCUGAGAGCGCACGUGACCAAGGUGUCGUACGCGACCCCAUUGUCACCCGAUCCCGAUCUCACUCAACCGAGGCAAAUCUGCCAACCGUAGAGACACGCCUACGUUUGCUAGAGGAGUCCGAGGCUGAGCAAGACACGCGCAUGGACGAGCUUGAGCAGGAGAUCUCCGCCGUCGGGGAAUCCACCAAGCACGUCCUUGACGACAUCAAGCAGUCCCAACAAGUCGACCGAGGCUUGACUGCUGAACAAUUUCGGCUCAUGCAAGAGAAGCAUGACCGCGAGGUAACGGGUUUACGUAAUUUGGUUAACGAACUUACUCGUGAGUGUAGGUCCCUUCGAGAAAUGGUACAGCAAGCACCAAGAGGGGAGCUAGAACGCGCACCGAGAGAGCAAGUGAUCAAAGCACCCGAACCAAACACUUACAAUGGGGCUCGGAGUGCCAAUGCUGUCGAGUCAUUCCUCUUCGGCAUGGAACAAUACUUCGACAACGGAGGUAUUUCGGGGGAGCAAGUCAAGGUCAAAGGCGCAGCCAUCUACCUCCGAGACCUCGCCCAAUUGUGGUGGAGACGGACCUUAUUGGACCAAGACCAUCCCAUUGUCACUUGGGACCAAUUCAAGACCGCGCUCCGACAUCAAUUCGUGCCUACCAAUGCACGAGACGAGACCCGAACUAAGUUUCGGCGUCUACGUCAAACAGGGAGUAUUGCCGAUUACAUUCGUGACUUUACCGCAUUACUUCUAGAACUAGGAGAUGUUUCUGACCAAGACGCUUUGUUCCAUUUCAAAGACGGUCUUAAAGAUUUUGCUAGGAUGGAAGUGGUUCGCCGGGAAGCUCACACCUUGAAUGCGGCAAUAGCUAUCGUGGAGAGUCUCACGGACUACUCCGCAAACCGUCCCAACCAACCUUCUCGAUCGAAAGACGGGAACAAAUCACGGUCCCAUCAAUCGGGCCAAGGACAACCUCGGACGGACAAGUCUAACACCGGGACCAGCGGUGGACAGCCAAAGAAGAGGCUUCCCCCGAGCCCGUGCUACUUGUGCCAAGGCCCUCAUUGGGUCCGAGACUGUCCUAAACAGAAGAAGAUGAACGCAGUGAACAAACAAGCCGACAAGGACAAAGAGAAAGGCAAGAGCAAGGUUCCCGAGGAAGAAGAGCUAGCUAUUGUCGGGUCCCUUCACCGGUUCAACACCUUGUCCAAGAAGGCAACACCGGGAACUAGCAAGAACAAGGAACCCAUGACCAAGGGUCUCCUCUACGCGGACGUCGAGAUACGUGGUAAGCUCGUUCCUGCUAUGUUUGAUACCGGUGCCUCACAUAACUUCAUGGAUGUAGGUGAGGCGAGUCGAUUGAAGCUUAAGGUGGAUGGGAACGGGGGAACGGUCAAGGCGGUCAACUCACCAGCCCAAACCGCGUCCGGCCUCGUACGAGAUGUCCGGAUUCGGAUUGGUGACUGGACGGGAAAGACCGACUUCACUAUCCUCCCCAUGGACGACUUUCGGGUCGUACUAGGACUCACGUUCUUUCGAUCCGUGAGUACGUUCAUUCCCGCAGCCACCACCGCGUUGGUCAUUGUCGACAAGGACAUACCCACCGUGGUUCCUCUUCGAUCCGUUCCAUCUCCAUCCACUCCCACACUCACCGCCACACAGUUCAAGCGAGGGGUGAAGAGCUCGGAUUGCUUCAUUGCAACACUCCGAGAGCUCAACAACGCGGACGAGACGGAAAAGUCGGAUCAACCAGCGAUUCCGACCGAGGUACGUAAAGUCCUUAAUGAUUUUUAUGAUGUGAUGCCAGAGGAGCUGCCCAAGAAGCUCCCUCCGAGGCGUGGAAUCGAUCACGCCAUUGAACUUGCCCCCGGAGCUAAGCCACCGGCCAUGGCACCCUACCGUAUGGCGCCUCCCGAAUUGGCCGAGCUCAAGAGGCAACUCGAAGACCUCCUAGACGCCGGGUACAUACAGCCCUCCAAGGCGCCUUAUGGAGCUCCCGUCCUCUUCCAAAAGAAGAAAGACGGAUCAUUGCGCAUGUGUAUAGACUACCGUGCCCUUAACAAGGUAACUGUUAAGAACAAAUAUCCGAUUCCCAUGAUCGCUGACCUCUUUGUCCAGCUUAAGGACGCACGGAUAUUCUCCAAACUCGACUUGAGGUCGGGUUAUUACCAAGUCCGGAUUGCUGAAGGAGACGAGCCCAAGACCGCCUGUGUAACAAGGUAUGGCUCGUUCGAAUUCAAG
This is a messenger RNA of Tarenaya hassleriana, 2280 nucleotides long. RefSeq lists its product as uncharacterized. The transcript has a single exon. NCBI's taxonomy places the organism in Eukaryota, Viridiplantae, Streptophyta, Magnoliopsida, Brassicales, Cleomaceae. The record is from RefSeq and is a predicted model, not a curated record. The annotation marks the transcript as partial.